AUGUAUGGAGGUUCUAUGUCUGGUAAAGAUGAUGAGUACGAUUAUCUGUUUAAAGUUGUACUAAUCGGAGAUUCGGGUGUCGGGAAAAGUAACUUACUCUCACGUUUCACAAGAAACGAGUUUAAUUUGGAAAGUAAAAGUACGAUCGGUGUUGAGUUCGCUACAAAGAGCGUGGAAAUUGAUGGAAGGACUAUAAAGGCACAGAUCUGGGAUACUGCUGGUCAGGAACGUUAUCGAGCUAUAACAGCCGCCUAUUACCGUGGUGCUGUCGGUGCGCUGUUGGUUUACGAUAUCACAAAAAGAGAGACUUUCAACAAUCUGGAACACUGGUUACUGGAGUUACGAGGCCAUGCAGAACCAGAUAUCGUUAUUAUGUUGGUUGGUAAUAAGUGUGACCUUAGGCAUCUGCGAACUAUAUUGACGGAAGAUGCGAAGCUUUGGGCUGAAAGGCAUGGACUAUUCUUUAUGGAAACGUCGGCUCUGGAAUCCACCGGCGUUGAGAAUGCUUUUUACUCGAUUCUUAAAACCAUUUUCGAAGCUGUCCGUUCACAUCCUCCAGUGAGUAAUGUCGACAUGAAAAUGUCUCCAUAUAAUCAACCCAUUGUUUCGUCGAACACAGACAAUUCAAACAGUGGACGACGGUGUUGUAGUUAGAAACAAGGGAAUAAUCAAAUAACAAUUUGUUUCCAUUUUGUAUGAAGAGAAUUGAUUAAUUAUUUUUCUGUAAACUAUUAUUGUUAAUAAAUUGAUUGAUUGAUUGAUUGAUAUCAGUAAAUCGACAACAAAUCGAUGGACAGAAUGUUUAUGAUAAAUGUAAAUUAGUGGUGGUUGCUGUUGUCUUUCUUGUUUUUGACGUUAACGAUUACUGAUUCGGUCGCCACUGUCUCUACUUAUUCAUUAUUUAUUUUGUGUGGAUGAAAUCAUUUGCAUUGACUUUUGUUUUGUGCACAUUUCCACCUUUCGCGUGUUCGCUUGUGUGUGCGUGUGCGUGUUUGUGAAUUCAAAGGAGAGAAUGAAGAAGUGAAGGCAAGUUGUUGUUGUAGUAGUAGUGAUGGAGCAGUGUUUCAAACGCUUUCCUUCCCGGCCCUCCAUAGCAGUUUUAACUUAUUUUACACCAGUGUAAAAUGUGAAUGAGCAAAGUGAACACUGAAUCUUCGUUGUGUGCAUCAUAUGAGAGAAGUGAUUUGAUACAGUCACGAAUGAUGACAAUUGAGUAAGUUGUUAAUGAGGUUAGUGGGAGACUACACUACAAUGACAUUGCAAUCAUCAUCAUCAUCACUACAAUUUAUUGUUUGUGCAUGUGUACAGCUGUGUUUUUCCCAGUUCAUUACUUGAUUGAUAACUUUCUAGUGAACUGUAUAGUAUCUCUUAACAAGAAUAAAUCUAACUGAUGAUUACAUGCACAUGCAUACUGACUUAUACAAGUACACACAUUUUCACGGCACUAUUCUUUUGUUCAUUGUCUAUCACUAUUGUAUUUUUACGAAAUGAAUACUUGUUUGUUUUGUUGAUCAAUGUGUGCGGAACACAUUGUUUUGUAUGACGCUGUAAACUGUGUUUCUCCUUGCUGUGAAUUUCAUUUUAUACUAACUGUAUUGUUAUUGAACUAUGCCAGAUGAUAACUGAGGUGACACACUAUAUUUUUAGUGAAAAUACUAGUAAUAGAUGAGAAGGAACUGAAUCUUCAGUAGAAAGUCCAUUUUUCCAGUUUUAUCUCUUUUAAACAAAAACAAACAAACAAAUUUGUAUUAUAUGUAUUAUGAUGUGAACUGUGUUUGCUAAUGAACUAAUUUUUCUCUUCUUAUCAACAUAAAUUGAUUUUUCUACCUAGAGUCGGUGUGUUUUAGAGUUUUUGCUGUUGUCAUGUGGUGGGAUAGAAGUUUUCGGCAAUACGAUGUUAGUAAGCAGACUAA
Messenger RNA from Schistosoma bovis, 1913 nucleotides. NCBI's taxonomy places the organism in Eukaryota, Metazoa, Platyhelminthes, Trematoda, Strigeidida, Schistosomatidae. The record is from the annotation of a GenBank genome assembly.